Messenger RNA from Heterostelium album PN500, 327 nucleotides. RefSeq lists its product as uncharacterized. NCBI's taxonomy places the organism in Eukaryota, Evosea, Eumycetozoa, Acytosteliales, Acytosteliaceae. The record is from RefSeq and is a predicted model, not a curated record. Bases 1 to 327 code for a protein of 108 amino acids. The transcript is spliced from 6 exons.
AUGAAUCAUAUCACUUUAAAUAGUUUAGAACUUUCUACUUUAAAUAGAGUACGUGUGUGUAAUAUUAAUCUAUCUAUGAACAAGACAGAUUCAAUUUUAUCAGAUGACAACCCAUUCUAUGUCCUUAUACCACACUUCUUAUUUAAUCAUAUUAUAAUAUUAUUUAUUAGAAUAUUAAUAACAAAUCAAAUUGGUUCCAAAUAUUUAUCAAAAGUAAGUUUGAUGUUUAAUUUUUGGUUAUUUCCUGAUAUAAUCUAUCAGAGAUAUACAAUGUUUCACAGCAAUACAGUACACUCUUAUCUAUCAACAACUACUAAAGAUUUUUAA